AUGCAUCUCUUUGUUAGAAUCAUCUGCUUUUCAAUUGUUCUAUUAUGGAUCAUCAUAGACACUAAUUCUACCGAGUUAGAUUCCGCUGUCGAAGUACAGAUCAAGUCGUUCUUACCAUUGAGCAAUGAUCUAUCAUCAUCGCAGAUGUGUUUACUAUCAAGUAGUAAGGUAAAUCGAAACUAUUCAAACAGCACGUUUACCUUACACGUUCAAAGUGGGUUUCGAAAGAACAAAUCGUUUGACAUUGUAACAAGUUUAAAUACAAGCAUAUAUGAGCUGAAAAAAAUCAUUGAGCAACGAUCCGGACUUCCAUGUGACCAACAAGAACUACAGUUCAUUUCGGAUGUUGAAUUCGCUUCGUAUCGAAAUGUACAAGACAAUCUGAAAUUAGGUGAUUACAUCAGCAAUCAAGAUCAUGUCUGUAAAUACGUUUUACGCGUUUAUCGACGAAGGAGAAAACCAAAGUUUGUCUUUAAUAUUCUUCCGAAUGUAACGCACUAUGAAUACGUUCGGAUGAGUUCGCAUGUUUAUCAACCUGAGGACCCGUUUCUACCUGGUUGGCAUGUGCGAAAACUUGAUUUUCCCAAUCGAAAUGGACUGUUCCUUGCUGCUUAUAUCAACGCUGAACGUCAUCAAUGUGUCAUAUCGGCUCGAGGAACCGAUCUGACAAAAGGCUUUCUUUUCAAUCCUAUCACUGAUCUACGUUUGUUAUUCACGAAUCAAGCGAUCGAUACGUUCGAUUCAGCUCGUACUAUGCUAUUUCACGAUGGAACUUUACAUUUGCCAUAUAGCAAUGACAGUUCAUAUGUUAUAUCUUUCACGGGACAUAGUUUAGGAGCAGCAUUAGCGGAAAGUCUUGCUUGUACUUAUAAAGGUUACGCGGUAACAUUCGAUUCGCCGGGAACACGGCACAUAUUACACAAUGAUCCAUCAUGUGAAAAGAAUAUCGAAGAUGGUUACAAUGUAACAGAACAUGUUCACACUUAUUUGGGUACGUAUGCGAAUAUAAUAAAUGUCGCCAAUCCUCAAUCUGGUCAGGUGAUUUAUCUGAAACAUUUCGGCGCUGGAGACGAUCCGAGAUCGAAUGAGUUUUUCUAUAUUUACUCUUCGGCAGCUGGUGUCUAUAUAGCUGCGUGUAUUUUUGCUAAUAUCGUUGAUAAAAGUAUGUUCCAACUAGGUCUGUGGUUUACGAUAGGAUUUUUCAUUAAAGAAUCUGCGAUUAUUUCUUUGCUACGCUACUCAUUUGACGUGAACUGGAACUAUUUGAUAAGUCAACUACCAUUCAUUGUUGUAAUUUAUCUCCUAUGCCGGGCAGUUAGUUCAUUGGCUGAUUCAAUCGAGCAACGAAUCGAUCAAAUAUGCACUUAUCUUUCAUUGAGAAAUAUGCCUCUGAUAAAUCGAUUUAUCAUCUUCAUCGAAACAAGAAUCAAAUUUAACGGAGUUGUUGGACGGUGUACGUUGUUGCUUAUGUACAUUGGUCUAGCGUUUCUUGUAUGUGUCGGUAUUCCAAUAUAUUGUUAUUCUCAAUGGUUAUUAUCGGCUCAUUCGAUAAACAAAUUUGUAGAUUCAUUCAAUCCGGAAAGUGGAAUGGUAUAUUACGAGGAAGUGGCUGAGCGGAUACUUUGGCCAACGUUGUCUGAAUAUAUUACAAAAAUAGCAUCAAGACAAUUUCUUCUGUUCUUAUUAAUCAUACAAAGUAUGAGGUUGAUCGCUUCAUAUAUGCUUCCUCAAUGUUUUCCUCAUCGUCUUCGAUUCAAUUUGUGUUUAAUAUUAUUUUCUGCCUUUUUCAAUGUCAAUUCGAUUAAAUACUUACUCUGCGGGUUUACUCUGUUUUUGAUCCUACUUUUUUUGACUGCUAGACAAGACAAGCAACGCUAUACACGGGAUUUAACAUGUGCUGUAUCCGGUUUAUUGGCUAUGAUUCAACUGAUGGAGGAGAGUCAUAAGAUUUAUUGCGAAGCCAUUGGUUGUUCAUCGUUAUUUUUGAUUCCGUUUAUCGGUAAACUUCGAUUGUUUUCUUCACGACUAUUGAAAUCAACACAAUUUUCUCAUGUUAAACUGGAAUAG
Adineta ricciae is the source of this 2067-nucleotide messenger RNA. The record is from the annotation of a GenBank genome assembly. NCBI's taxonomy places the organism in Eukaryota, Metazoa, Rotifera, Eurotatoria, Adinetida, Adinetidae.